Molecule: messenger RNA, 1299 nt
Organism: Strongylocentrotus purpuratus (purple sea urchin)
Lineage: Eukaryota; Metazoa; Echinodermata; Echinoidea; Camarodonta; Strongylocentrotidae
Product: LIM domain-binding protein 3
Exons: 2
Coding region: 191-484 (97 amino acids)
Biological process (GO): actin filament organization
Cellular component (GO): cortical actin cytoskeleton; apical plasma membrane; adherens junction
Molecular function (GO): actin filament binding
Source: RefSeq, a predicted model, not a curated record
CAUAAUUAUGUGUUGCAUAUUCGAAUGUGAUUAAAUCUGUAGCGACUAGCAAACCUUCGGACUUCGACCAGAAUUUGGUUGAUUUAAAUUUCCGAAUUCCCUUGUUUACCAACGCGUGAAAUCAUCAUUGGGACCAAAGGUCGAUUAAAGACAACAUUUGGUUACAUUGAACCGGUGGGAAUAGGACUCAAUGCCCAGAUUUAGCAUGGAUGAAAUCGGCGAUCUCAUCAAUUCUGGACAGACUAUCGAGGUGGUUUUGCAGGGCGGCGCUCCGUGGGGAUUCUCGUUGAAAGGCGGUGCAGAGCAUCACUGCCCACUCACAAUAGCGAAGAUUGAAGCUGGAGGUAAAGUACAUCACACAGGAGAUGUAAAGCUUGAUGAUGUGGUUGUAGGCAUCAAUGGAGUACCCUGCGACAAGCACGUAGAAGCUAUCCAGUUGGUAAGAACGGCUCAUCAUUCCCUAUCGCUGACACUCUUCAGGUGAGAUUUCCUUGAUUCCUUGUUGAUGGUUGAUUGAUGAAUUAUUUUACCCAACUUGUUGAAGGCAAGAAUAGGCCUGUCCUCAUCAGGUCGAGUUGGCCAAAUCAUCCGCUAUUUUAACUAUCCCGAUCGCAAGUUAGCCAGUUAAUUUGCGUCUUCAGCACGCAGUUGCAAUUAGCGGGAUCUUUGGUCAAGAAAAUAUACCGAGAAAUAUUGAUCUUGUUUCCUAAAUGUCCCGCUAUUUAGGAAAUAGCGGGCUAAUUUGCGCCCGUCCGAGCUAGUUUUUGAUUAGCGUAUUGGUCUGGUGAAGAUGCACUUUUGAGCUUCAGGAUAAUAUCCAGAGUCUGAAAAUAGCGGGUUGUUUGGCAAACUCCAGCUGAGGCCUUAUGAAAGGAUUUCAUGGUGGUGGUUGUAAUGGGGUUUGUUUUGAAUCUGGAACCUCCUAGUUUUGAGACCAACGUAAUACCACUUGGCCAUACCUCUUCUAAAAUACACAUACUCUUUAGUUUUUUUCUUCUGAUGUUCAGGAGAAUACCAUAUAUAAGCAACAAUAUUGUUUGGUGUGUGUGAUAAUAGUGAAUUCCUAAUAUCUUUAUCAUAAAGCAAGAAGGGAUUCAUUUCUUAGCAUAUUUUGUAUUCUGGUCACUUUCAACUUCUUGGAGUUUGAAGCAAUUCCUUACUUUUUCAUUUGUUUGAAAAAAUAAGACGUUCUAUAUCUCAAUGGAGGCUGAAUAACAAUUAACAUUCCUUCAGCUUGCACUCCCUUUAUAUUAGAGCCAAGAUCAAUUUCUUUUCUUGACUUUUGAAAGCAAUUUUUUC